UUACAAAACAAUAACACACUCUGAAAAGUAAGCACACAGCACACACACACCAACUACUACAAAACGCACAAUCCGCGCUGUAUCGCGGUAACCAAAGCAAAAAAAAUAUAAAAAAAAUAACAAAAACGUACACUUGAGCUUUUACUUUCGGCAAAGGGAUCCAAGAUGCCCCGCGUGAAGCCCACAAAGAAACUCGAUGUCCUGGGAAAUCUGGACCUGCGGCCGGAGGAUGCCGUGGGGGACUAUAUCAGCUCUAAACAGCAGAACAAAUUCUUCGUAAUUCCACCCAACUCGGACUCCGCCGGCGACUCCAUCGAACUGAUAUAUGUGAACAAUCUCCGCGAGCACGAAGCCAUGCUCAAGCUGCAGGAGGAGAUGCUGACCAGUGCCAAGCGGCAGACCAAGCUGAACUCCGCCCGGGUGAGGAACAUGUACAAGAUCCAGGAGCGGCUGAGGCGACGCUUCAUCGAGGUGAACAGCUUCAUCAAGGACUGUGCGGACAAGAAGAGAGUGGCCGAGAAGACCGCCCAAGCGGAGACGCUCAACCACAAGGAGCUCGGCGAGGGCAUUGAGAGCUUCAAGGACUCGAUCGGCGAACUCAAGGCCUUUCGGGAGGCUCUCAAGGCCACCGUGCAGGAGUUCCAGCCCUACGAGAAGGUGCUCGACGAGGUGGUGAAGGUAUCCGACAUAUUCGUGUCGCCAAAGGACUGCACCGAUCGCUGUGAUGCGCUGAUGCUGGCUCAAGUGGAGAUCAACAAGUUGGAGCAUCAAAAGCUCCAGGACAUCGAGAGCAUGCGGCAGCGUAUGGUGCAGAUCACAAAUGAUGCGGCUCUAACUGUGCUGGGUCUAAAGAACGAUCUGGCCAAACUGGAACGAUCCUACAACGAGUCCAGGGUCCAGUGCCUCAGGUGGGAGAAGAUCCUGGCCAAGACCAAGGACGCCAUCAACAACUGCUACAUGGACAAGGAGCGCACAAUAGAUGCGAUUACCAACCUUCACCGAAUCCUUCUACGGCGAAGAGAUGUACAUUCCUUCCCUGCUCGCGGCGACUUGGACAAGGUGUUGGAUUCCAUCAUGGGCGAAGUGGAAAUAUUAACUGGCGUUGUAAAGGAAAUCGAAUCAUCUGAUCCCUCCAUAAAGCACGAGGAAGCCAGAGAUAAAUCGCUGUGCUAAUUGGACAUGAAAAUUUAAAGUCUUUAUAAGGAAGACUAGGCACACCUCACAACUAUUACAACUAUAAAAGCUUAUUAAAAGCAA
Messenger RNA from Drosophila mauritiana, 1257 nucleotides. RefSeq lists its product as uncharacterized. The transcript has 4 exons. The record is from RefSeq and is a predicted model, not a curated record. NCBI's taxonomy places the organism in Eukaryota, Metazoa, Arthropoda, Insecta, Diptera, Drosophilidae. The coding region runs from base 166 to 1173 and encodes 335 amino acids.